This is a messenger RNA of Seriola aureovittata, 9166 nucleotides long. RefSeq names its product glutamate receptor, ionotropic, kainate 2 (gene grik2). Gene Ontology annotation, biological process: modulation of chemical synaptic transmission; synaptic transmission, glutamatergic; monoatomic ion transport. The transcript has 17 exons. Gene Ontology annotation, molecular function: transmitter-gated monoatomic ion channel activity involved in regulation of postsynaptic membrane potential; kainate selective glutamate receptor activity. The record is from RefSeq and is a predicted model, not a curated record. Bases 612 to 3263 code for a protein of 883 amino acids. NCBI's taxonomy places the organism in Eukaryota, Metazoa, Chordata, Actinopteri, Carangiformes, Carangidae. Gene Ontology annotation, cellular component: plasma membrane; kainate selective glutamate receptor complex; postsynaptic membrane.
UGUCCACAAGCUCUUAACUCUCCAGCGGAUAAAAGGCUCAUAAUGCGCCUCGGUCUGACCUGACACCCAGUCUCCUCCGCCGGGGAAGGUGCAGACUGUGUGUCGGUGACUCCCCCUGGUCCGGUGCCGCCCCCCGCAAGUUUCUUUAAGCAGUGAGUCCUGCCGUCCGACAGGAGGCGUGUCUCCCCUACGGCCGGAGCGCAGCGUUACCAGAUGCAAGUGCUGGGGAAGCGACACGGUUUUCUCCAUAGAAACAAAUCAACUUCUUUGUGCUGCUCUGAUGACUCUUCCCGGCUCCAGCUCGACCUAAGUAGAUGGAUUUCCUCAAGCUCUGCCCUGCCUAACAUGGAUGCCCCGCCACCUCCACCACCAACACCUCCACCAUCAUCUUCCUCAGCUGAGUCGGAGGGCUAUUUCUUCUUGGCGCAGUGAGCUGGACACGCAGUGCUUUUUUGCCAAAUGGAUGUGGGGAAACCGUUGCCCAGCCCGCCUGUGGUGAUCAUGCCGUGAUUUUGCAGUCGCCUUGCUUCAUGUUAAAGGGGUGAAAGAAAAAAAAAAUCUGGGGAUAUACCGAUUCAGGGAAUAAAAAUCCUGUGCACCACAUAAACACCAUGAAGAUUGCCUCCUUGCUGAUGUUUAGUGCGAGGUUCAGGUGCACCGUCAGGCUUCUACUGCUGCUAUUACACUGUGUGGGAUAUUCUCAUGGGAUGCCACAUGUCUUGAGAUUUGGGGGAAUAUUUGAGUCCAUUGAGAGCGGCCCGUCAGGUGCUGAGGAACUAGCCUUUAAAUUUGCUUUAAACACAAUCAACAGGAACAGAACUCUACUGCCAAACACCACGCUCACCUAUGACAUCCAGAGGAUAAACAUCUAUGACAGCUUUGAGGCCUCCAGAAAAGCCUGUGACCAGCUUUCUCUGGGGGUGGCAGCCAUCUUCGGUCCCUCUCACAGUUCCUCUGCCAAUGCAGUCCAGUCCAUUUGCAAUGCCCUGGGCGUGCCACACAUUCAGACCAAGUGGAAGCACCAGGUGUCGGACAACAGAGAUGUCUUCUACGUGAGCCUCUAUCCAGACUUCUCCUCCCUCAGCCGGGCCAUCCUGGACUUGGUCCACUUCUUCAAGUGGAAGACGGUCACUGUGGUUUAUGAUGACAGCACUGGUCUUAUUCGGUUGCAAGAACUUAUAAAGGCGCCGUCCCGGUACAACAUCCGGUUAAAGAUACGGCAGCUGCCUGCAGAGACCAAGGAUGCCAAGCCGCUGUUAAAGGAGAUGAAGAGGGGGAAGGAGUUCCACAUCAUCUUUGAUUGUGGCCAUGAAAUGGCUGCUGGGAUCCUGAAGCAGGCUCUCGCCAUGGGGAUGAUGACAGAGUAUUAUCACUAUAUCUUCACCACACUGGAUCUGUUUGCGCUGGACGUGGAGCCUUACCGAUACAGUGGUGUGAACAUGACGGGCUUCAGGAUCCUCAACACUGAGAACAGCCAAGUGGCCUCAAUCAUAGAGAAAUGGUCCAUGGAGCGGCUGCAGGCUCCACCCAAACCUGACUCUGGUCUACUGGACGGCUUCAUGACUACGGACGCUGCGCUGAUGUAUGAUGCUGUGCACGUGGUGGCCGUGGCUGUGCAGCAGUCUCAGCAGAUCACUGUCAGCUCAUUACAGUGCAACCGACACAAGCCCUGGCGCUUCGGGAACCGCUUCAUGGCCCUCAUCAAAGAGGCCCACUGGGACGGCCUGACCGGGAGAAUCACUUUCAACCGCACCAACGGCUUGAGGACAGACUUCGACCUCGAUGUCAUCAGUCUGAAGGAGGAGGGUCUUGAGAAGAUUGGUACCUGGGAUCCUCCGAGUGGCUUGAACAUGACGGACAACCAGAAGGGGAAGACAACUAAUGUCUCUGAUUCCUUAUCCAAUCGAUCGCUGAUCGUCUCCACUAUUCUGGAGGAACCAUAUGUGAUGUUCAAGAAGUCUGACAAGCCACUGUACGGGAACGACCGCUUUGAGGGCUACUGCAUAGACCUGCUGAGAGAGCUGGCCAACAUCCUGGGCUUCACUUACGAGGUUCGUCUGGUGGAAGAUGGGAAAUACGGUGCCCAGGAUGAGAACACAGGCCAGUGGAAUGGGAUGAUCAAGGAGCUAAUGGACCACAGAGCUGAUCUGGCAGUGGCUCCCCUCGCCAUCACAUACGUGCGCGAGAAGGUUAUUGACUUCUCCAAGCCCUUCAUGACGCUGGGUAUAAGUAUACUGUACCGCAAGCCCAACGGGACCAACCCUGGGGUCUUCUCCUUCCUCAACCCCCUCUCGCCUGAUAUCUGGAUGUAUAUUCUGCUGGCUUACUUGGGUGUCAGUUGUGUGCUGUUUGUCAUAGCCAGGUUUAGUCCCUACGAGUGGUAUAACCCCCACCCCUGCAACCCCGAGUCGGAUGUAGUGGAAAACAAUUUCACCCUGCUAAAUAGUUUCUGGUUCGGAGUUGGAGCUCUCAUGCAGCAAGGAUCUGAGCUCAUGCCGAAAGCCCUCUCCACCAGAAUUGUAGGAGGAAUCUGGUGGUUUUUCACGCUCAUCAUCAUCUCCUCCUACACGGCAAACCUGGCUGCCUUCCUCACUGUGGAGAGGAUGGAGUCGCCCAUUGACUCUGCUGACGACCUGGCCAAGCAGACCAAGAUAGAAUAUGGGGUGGUAGAGGACGGCUCCACAAUGACCUUCUUCAAGAAAACCAAGAUUUCCACGUAUGAUAAGAUGUGGGAGUUCAUGAGCAGUCGCAGACACUCGGUGAUGGUGAAGAACGUUGAGGAAGGGAUUCACCGCGUGCUCACUUCAGACUACGCAUUCCUCAUGGAGUCCACCACCAUCGAGUUCGUCACGCAGCGCAACUGCAACCUCACCCAGAUCGGAGGCCUUAUCGACUCCAAAGCCUACGGGGUCGGCACCCCAAUGGGCUCUCCGUACAGAGAUAGAAUCACUAUUGCCAUCCUGCAGCUUCAGGAGGAAGGGAAGCUGCACAUGAUGAAGGAGAGGUGGUGGAGAGGAAACGGCUGUCCAGAGGAAGAGAGUAAGGAGGCCAGCGCCCUCGGUGUGCAGAACAUCGGAGGGAUCUUUAUUGUCCUAGCCGCUGGACUUGUCCUCUCUGUUUUUGUGGCUGUGGGAGAGUUCCUCUACAAGUCCAAACAGAACGCACAACUUGAAAAGGCCCAAUGGCGACAACGAGAUAAGAAACGUGAGGAAUUCUGCUGUCACCAUGGAUCCAAGCUAGACUUUAACCAUCAUCUGAAAUGACCUCAAGUGAAACUCCAGAAACUGUUUUCUAUUGUAAUCUAACAUGAUCUAAAACUACUGAAUUGUGUUUUUCUUUCCGACACUCCCGAGGGAAUGGGAACAACGUUUGGAGUGCUGGUAGUAAUAUACAGUUGGAUCAUAGACGUGUAUCGCGAAUGUUUGCUCUGCUGCAUGACCCACCUCUUCAGCAGCCACAUCCACUAACACACACCUCCCCACCUCCACUGUCCAUUUCCACUCUGCAGACUGCCUUGCUGCCUUUACUGUAACUAUCCUCACUUUUUAUGUCUGUGGCAUUUAGCUCACAUAUAUCUUAGACCAGUGCAGUAACACGACACAGGAUGGUGUUGUUUGACUGGAGCUUCCCAGCAAACAUUAUGACACUGAAUACUUGCUGAUAUAAUGACCUGCACCAUCGGAGAAAUACUUAGGACUACUGUAAAUGCAUAAAACAUGAAUAUCUCCAUAGUGAUAUGUACCUGGGUUUCUGUGUUUGGUAUCUACUCUUUAAAGCCCAAUCCCAUUGGAGCUGUUUACAAAGUCAUUGUAGGACACCAAAUUUAAGAAGCUGUGGCUGAAGCUUAUCUAAUCUUCAUGCAGACUUAUUCAGCUGUCAAACAUAUCUAAACUGCUUUAGGUUAGAUGAAUCUGUAACUGUAUAUAUAUAUGGAUUAUAAUAUGUAGGUAUAGUGAAAUAAAUAAUUCUUUAUACACCAUAGUUAUAUAGCAUAGCUUGUAUUAUAUAUGUUACAUUAUCUGUAUCUGAGUCACAAGUUUUAUAAAUGAAGAUAUAUUUACUUGGAUAAUUUGAAUAACUUAAUGAGUUUGCAUAAACAGUAAAAAUGUCAGUAAUGUAUUAUUUUAUAUGCAGCACUCUGUUGUAAAAUAGAUUGAUUAUAUUAGAUUAUAGAUCAUAUUAUUAGUUUAGAUUAUUAUAGCAUCAAUUGCUGCAGCAUGUGUUGACCUACAUACCUAUCUCUCUUGAGUUGCCACUUGAUUAAAAUCUAAUAUGUAUAAAACGACUGAAUAAACUCUCCAGUUAGAUUGAAGCUAUAAAUAGGCAAGAAAAAAUACAUCACUCAUAAUAUAUAUAGUUUUCAUAACCAGUUAUUGUAAAUACUAAGUGAUCAGGGAGGAGCACCAAUGCAGUGGACUGAACAGAACAGCAUCAUGCCAAAAGCUACAUAUAUCAUGGUGAUUGGUGAAGAAAGAAAAGAGAACAGACAGAACUGUAUGUUAUUGUCAGAAGAAAAUGCACAUUUUAUGUUUUUAUAAAAUAUCCUUAAGUGAAAAAAAUGCUUUUAGGAAUGAAAAUACAUUUUGCUACACUGAAAUUCUUCAUUUAAUUUCACUAAUUAUGAAGAUAUUGCAUACUGAGAUAAUAAUUGUUUUCACAUAUGUAUAGAUAAGUCUAAUAUACCCAAGUUGUAUAUAGUAUAUUAUGUAGUAUGUUGUGAACUAGGAAACUAGGUAAAUACUGCCCCAAAAUGAAAUAAUGCUAAUAGUCAUGCAUAUUGCUUUUGUGAAAUUUGGAUUUAUUUAUAAUUUUAUGAUUUAAAGUUUUUUGAAUAAUUUCUUGUAAGGCCACAUUGUCAGAAUUGUCUCUAUAUUAUAAUGAUAUUUAGUUGAAAAUAUGUCCUAAAAUCUUUGAGGGCAGUUUUCAAAUGUAAAACAUAUAUCCUAACCUAGUCCUCUGCCUCUGCUGUUAGGCUUUCCUUGAUUUGAUUGUAUUGAUUGUACAGUGUUUUAGCUUGGCCCAGUGACCCUGUAUUGACGUGUCAGACACCCAUGUUGUGUCAUUCUGUUAAAGGAUUACACUCAGAACACUCAAACGUGUUUACACUCGCAGAUAUGAAUGCACAAAUAUAUGAUAUAGAUACAGAUAUAACAUAAAAAGACAUACACACCACCAAAAACCAAACACUGUGCCUGUGAAGAGAUUAGUUGAAAGCGCAGCGCUGAAAUAAUAAUUGUAACGGCCAUGCCAACCAGGUAACUUUAUCACAGUUAUCUUUACCUGCAGUUGCAGUCAUACUGCCUCAUAGACAACAUUCUACAACAACCACAGACGUAGAAUAGCAUGAGCAAGUAAACGUCCUGGGCCAAAAAUGAAUUUAAAGCAGCAACUAAACAAUAAUGACUGACUUAGCAGAUUCAGUAUCAACUCAUGGGAAAUGCUUCUAUCUGAUCACAUAAGAGAAAAAGAUGUGUUGUGAUUCAUGAUUCUAAUCAUAUUCCACAAUUUAGAUUAUGUACAACACAAAUCUGAAACUUUAUUAAAACACACCUUUAAGUUUGCUAUAAAAAAAAAGAUUGUUUAAGGUUAGGGAACUAAAACAGUAGAUUUUGGUUUGUGUUCAUGGUUUAUUAUCAUCAACAAAUCCCUUGAAAUCUCUUAUCAUUUUUGGGGGAAACGCUUUAAAACAAAUGUUAAGUAAAUAAAAGUAAGGGUGUAAAACUACAAUAGAAACCUCCUUACAUUGAAACUGGGAUAGUUUUCUUGGAGUCAGUAUCAACAACAGUUGGACGGUUGUACACCUGAUGUCGCCAUUGUGUGCUCAUAUAAAAAAAAAAAACAUGUUACAUAAAUGAUACUUAAUCAACUGAACAAAUAGAUUACAAUUAAUUUAGACACAACACAACAAAUUCCUAAUGAAAUGAAAUGAAAACCAAAAUGUUUUUAAAAACCUGUCCACAGACAACCACAAUAUCAGUUUAAAGUACUGUACACUGUAGUGCUUACGGUACUGCUCACUGUGAUGUUGGUAUUAAGGUUUAAUCAGUGCUCCGUCGCGCAGGUACACCUUUGGCAAUAAGACUACCAAUCCCCGGGCACACAUGAUGGAACCCUGCCAGCAUUGCUGUUUGGGGUACAUUACAUGCAUGCAGGAGGCUGCAUGAUGCAUCCAGGGCAAUAAGGCUGCCAGGGGUAAAUUAGUUGGUGCUAUGGCUAAUUAUCUGAGGAUGUACUCCUGGCAUUAAGGCUGCAUUAUAGGGUGCCCAAGGGGUAUAUCAUUUACUCUUUACAGUCUCAUUGUCUUUGGUACAUAAUGUGUGUGCAGAACCCUAAUGUACCAUUGGUAAUAAGGUAAUAAAUUGGUGCUUUGGCUUAUUGUCAAUGUCAAUAUACGCCUUGUGCACAGGAGGAACAUUAUGUACCAGUAGUCGCCUUAUUGUGUGGGGUUCAUUACAUGUGAAGGAUACCUAGCAUACAUUAGAUGGUGCUUCAGGUGCACACAACAUAAAUGACACCCUUAUUGCCUGGGGACUCAUUAUGUUAUAUGCACAAGGUAAACUGCUGACAUCGGCUUUCAUAAGUUUACUUCUACUGGUAUUUCUUCAGGUUGAUGCGGGUAAUUAUGUUAGCAUCAGUGUUCCAAAUUAAAAUGUUUGCUGGGAUGAUGUAUUGAUAUUCUCGUAAAAUUCUCAUAUUUUACCUUCAGGUAUAAAUGAGUCAUCCAACAAGUAAUCAACUUUUUCAGUUCAGUUCUUUUUUUCAGAAAGUUACUUUGAAUAGAGAUAAUACAUAAUACACAUAAUACAACCUGUUUCCCUGAGCCCGGUAGAAGGUUUGUAUAUCUAACAUUGUAAUGUGUGAGUGAAGCAGGUUCUAAUGGAGCAUAUAUAAUGAGAUAAGACAUACACAGUGUGAGGUCCAGUGUGAGGCACUGCUCCACCACUACAGUCAGAGCUGAAGAUGAACAGACACAUAAUAGGCAAAGACCAGAUAGUCUGACAAUGUUUAGUUUUUUUGUUUUGUUUUGUUUUUCUUUACAGCAUAUCACUUUAAAAGUUGUAUUGACAAUGAAAUGCUUGACACUCUUGUUUCAUGCACAGAUGACACCACCGUCAUGUGUUCUGCACUCUGCUAUGUGGACAUGCCUUCGAUUGGAGCAUAUGAGUGUACAAUAACUGACACACUGUCACUUGUUUGCUUGGAAUUGCACAACGUAAUUUACUUUGCACUUAGACAAAAUGGGAUCACUCAAUAUUACAAUAUAAUGUGGAGUGGAAAGCUAUUUUGAAGCUGCCUAUAGCUAGUAUGUGCUGAUAUUCACUAACUGUUCAGUUGACUGAAAACCCUUAUGAAAAGUAUUUAGGGCAUUAUUGAGCACCAAAGCUCUUCACUGAAACCCAGCUUAAUUAAAUUCUUGGAAGUAGGUUAUCAGCUGUUUGAAGGAAGUUUAAUUUCUGAGUGAAUGAGUCUCCAGACUCUGAUAGUGGUCUUUAUAGUCCACAACCACUUUCCCUUUGAGGUAGUCCAUAACUAUACCUGCAGUUUUCUGCUUUCAGUGCCCAAAUGUUCAAUGAUGCACUACAGCUUCUGUGUCAAGACUAGCCCAGAUUGAUGACACGUUCACUUGGCUGUCAGUUGGCAAAUACAAUAGGACUGCUAUAGUUUGUUAUAUCCAAUGACCGUCACACACUUAUCAACACUGUUUCUAGUCCCACAAUGCAGCCAGUAGUAGUACAACAUCUGGCCCUGAUGUAGUGUGGGCUUUACACAAAGGAAUGAUCUUCAAAAGCUUGUUUUCAAUUUGAUCAAUAUCAUGGUUACAGUAAAUAUACCAUGGUUAAGGUAGAGUUAUGGUUAGGCAACAAAAACACAUUAAUACUGGUCUGCACCUCCCUGACCUUCACAUUAUUACUUCCUGCUUCGCUACGUAAAGGGCACACUGCUUCCUGCAUUGGCAUUGAAAGUAAAUUGUGUGCUGUCCAAUAGGAAAAUAAUUCCUAUUGGACAAUUUCAAUUUUGCACUUUAGUUUUUUUUUUUUUUUUUUGGCUGAUUCCCAUUGCUGCCCAAUCAAUAUGAGCAUCUAUAAUCAAACGUGUAACAGUUAAGAAACUAUUAAUUUCCAUAUAAAAAUACAGAGCUUCAGAUAAGCAGACACUCAGUACCAAACAGCCCUCUUGUUUAUGUUGCCAGUGGUUGUGCUUGUGAAUAUCAGAAGUAACCAUGGCUACCACACCUUGGUACAGUGAUAAAUACAUUAGUAAGUAUUGUAGACAUUGAAUACAUGUAACUCCUGUUACUAAGUCAUAGACACAAUGCUGAAAAGUCUUCCUUUUCAACACACACCUAUUUGGAAAAGGGGAAACACUGGGAUACAACCUAUUGUUGACUUAAAUGAUUAAUGCAUUUAGAAAUCUAUCAGAAAACAAUGACAUCAUAAAAUCAUUCUGUCAAAAGAGAAAAACUUCAAUCAGGCUGGGUGACUUAUGACUCAAACUGGUUGAUAUCAGAUAUUUACAAAGGCCAAUGCUUGAAAACCAAUAUAGGGCUUUAACCCUAAACUCAGCUUCAUAUAUUUAUUCCAACUACUAGUUUCAAAAAGAUCCACUAUAAUGUGCAGCUUGAGGAUCCUACAGUCAAGUGCUAAUUAGUAUCAGGCUAAUCUGUGAAAAUGAACUACGUUGUUUGUUUCAUUGUGAAAAUCAACCAUAUAUUUUGUUUCAUUGCACCAGGCUUCUCAUAUAAUUGAAUACCACCUACUUUCUACAACGUGGGGCUGUUUCGUCGCCAUGGGUGUCAUGUGUCAAGUUUAAAAUGUGGUGCUAAGCAGCUCUUUGUUGUGUUUCACAUGCUUGACCUUGCACACCCGGCAAUUUGCAUUUCAUAAUGAGUUAUUUUCUGUAACAUUACAAAUGAGCAAAGAUAGCAGCUAGUCAUUUAUAUAGUGAGCCAUAAACCCUCAAAUAAAUUAGAGGAACUGUUAAUAGUGUUUUUAUAGGUUAAAUACACAUUAACACCAGAAGUAUGUGUUUUUUGAGAUUACUGCAUUUACUAAACAGACUGCAAUACCACAAGAUGAGAGCACUGUCAGAAAAAAUAUACACUUGUUAAUUUAAUGAAACUUUUAAUAAAAGUAUUAAUAAACAUUUGAUAACUUUACAAACUACA